This is a messenger RNA of Fusarium fujikuroi IMI 58289, 1188 nucleotides long. RefSeq lists its product as uncharacterized. The transcript is spliced from 3 exons. Gene Ontology annotation, molecular function: DNA-binding transcription activator activity, RNA polymerase II-specific; zinc ion binding. Gene Ontology annotation, biological process: regulation of transcription by RNA polymerase II. The coding region runs from base 1 to 1188 and encodes 395 amino acids. NCBI's taxonomy places the organism in Eukaryota, Fungi, Ascomycota, Sordariomycetes, Hypocreales, Nectriaceae. The record is from RefSeq and is a predicted model, not a curated record.
AUGCCCCCGCGCUUGGGGUACAAAAAGUCUCGAAGGGGUUGCUUGCGCUGUAAGCAACGACGCGUCAAGUGUGAUGAGAAGCAGCCUUGCGCAGCGUGCGAGAGACACGGCUUAUCGUGUGUCUACCAGGAACCGUCGGAAGUGCGACGAGGGCGUUCAGCUGAUCAAACCGAUGCCCCGAGAGACGAUCGCCAGAAAGGCUCAAAUGCCGACUCGUCAAUCGCGAGCCCGGAUCCAUUGCCGUACCUAGCCAAGUUCGUCACAGGCCAAGAGUCAAUAGAACAGAGCACUUGGCUCACGGAUCUUGAGCUGAUGCACCAGUAUUCGACGUCUACUUACCUUACUCUUCCGCGAGCAGAUGAACUUCGGCAGAUAUGGCAAAUUGAGCUACCCAGGUUAUCACUGAGCCAUGUUUAUCUUCUCCACCAAGUCUUGUCUGUAUCUGCAUUCCACCUGGCCUCACUGCACCCCGAUCGACCAGACUACGCUAUCUGUGCAUCACAACACCAGAAUAAGGCUAUCGCUGGUCUUCGUUCAGCUGUCGCGUGCAUCACAGAAGAGAGCUGUGUGGAGAUCUUUUUAUCAUCUUCACUACUGGGCAUUGGGGCGUUUGCUGGCCUCGGCGCUCACAAUGCUGGCCAACAGCCCCGCAUUGACGAUCUCCUCGAUGUCUUCGUACUUAUUCGGGGCAUGAGUGACAUUUUGAACAGAUACGAGCCACUGCUUAAAGAGAGCAGGAUUAGGCAUCUCUUCGUCUUAGGAAGCCAGUCUGGUUCAACGCCUCUUCUUGACGCCACGGUCACGCAGCUUCGACAAAUUGUCAUACCCGAUGGCUUCGACGAAGGGGUAAUCGCGAUAUGUCAAGAAUCAAUCGCAUCAGCAAUCAUCUGGAUAGAGAAUCACAUAGGGGCAACGGCUGCGCCUGACGAGCGAAUCGCCAUGACUUGGUGUUUAUCUGUGAGCUCAGAAUUCCUGGACCUGAUCAAGCAGCGGCACCCUGUUGCUCUUUGCAUCCUCGCGCACUAUUGUGUUAUCUUGGAUCGAGUCGGAAGAUCACAAUGGUUUAUGAGGAAUUGGGGGAAGCCGGUACUACAAGACAUUCGGAAUGAGAUGGAACCACGAUGGUCAUCGAUGCUGCAGUGGUGUUUGGCAGCUGUUGAAUGUGAUAGAAAUGCCCAAGUGCAUUGA